AUGCCCGAGCCAGAAGCAACUCCCGAGUUCCAGGCUACUGCCGACCUCUCGCCUCUCUCUCCAUCCCCUCUGCACUCCGCCGCCCCCGCCGUUGUGCCUGCCCUCCAGGAUACUGCUGAUAUCCUUGAUGCAAUGUCCGCCCAAACUAAUGGAGUCGCCCCAGGCGGCGUAGGCGCACCGGUCCCGGUCGAGUACAAUCCUAGCGUUGAGUAUCAAAAUGGUACUGGCGGCGAUGCCGACGCUCAGGACGAUGCCGACAGUCUCAACGACGCCUACGGCGAAGAAGAAGAGACAGGCGCGGACAAGGUUCAGGAACAGCAGGUGGAGCCGGAUGACGGCGAGGAUGAAUACCUCAAGUCCUUCGACUCUCCCGCCGGAGGCGCGGAUGAGGAUGGCGCUGAUCAGGAUGAUGUAUCAAAGGCACGAGAAUCCAUGCACAAUUCCGCCGCGUCUGAUACUUUGACAAGCCCUGUUACUGAUCCCUCGUCGGCUUCCAACGAGCCCGCUGCGACAGCUGCCGCCCACCAAGGAGCUGAAUCGAGCGCUGCCAUCGCCUCGUCCAACAGACGAGAUGUCCAAUUCGAGGAUGACCCCGCCAGUGACAUAUCUCGACUUGUCGCUGAGAUGACCGGCCAGGCCAGCGAGGCCGAUAACAACGCAAACCCAGUUGGUGCCGGCUCUGCCUCUGCUUCUGCUCAGAGCUACGAUGCCCAGUCGUCGUCCAACAUGCCCUCGUCGACGCCCGCCACUGCCACCCUUCCUCCUAGACCUCCCUUGCCAUCCCAGGCAUCUCCCACUUAUCCCAUUCAGAAUCUCCAUGCGGUCGCUCCCCCGACCCCCGGCCAGCCAUCGACGUACGUAGCGGCAGGUGCGCCUGGUACAACGCCCGAUGCAUACGGCGGUGCCUUGCCACCGCCUCCCCCAACAGGCUUGAAUGCGAGCGUUCCCAUCACUUCCAUGACCGCGCCUCCGUAUCCCCAAACGAAUGAUACUACUAACAGACAGGGUGCCUGGGACCAGUUCAUCGCAGACGAGCGCCGUUACAUGGCCGAAGCCAAGUGGGAUAAGUUCCCUGAUGGCUCACGCAUUUUCAUUGGUUCGCGCUCUCUCUCAUCAGGCAGACCCGACGGCGCCAUUGACUUUUUUUCAGGCAACCUGUCCAGCGAACGUGUUUCUAAGCGCGAUGUAUUUGACAUCUUUUCCAAGUACGGCCGUCUCGCGCAGAUCUCCCUCAAGUCCGCCUACGGAUUCGUCCAGUACCAUAAUUUGGAAGAUGCACAUGCUGCCAUGGACAAUCUGCAAGGCAUCGAGAUAAAGGGACGCAAGAUUCAUCUCGAGUUUUCUCGGGCGCAGAAAAAGAAGGAUAACAAUGAGCGGAACCGGUCGCCAGACCGUUCUCGUGGUGGACGACAGUCCGGCCGCCAAGAUCGGCAGGAUGGCGGUAACCAGAACCAGGACCGACGCAGCCGGGACGAUUACCGACCGGGACGGAAUUCUCCUUCCAGGCGAAACAACGGCAGCUACGGCAGGGACGACAACAAUAACAACAGCAGCAGGGACCGUUACCAAUACGAUGAUCGGUCACGCGGUCGUUCCAGGUCGCCGCAAGGACACGGCCGUCAUGAUGGUUACCGUUGGCGCGAGCCAAGCCCCCCCAAGGCCUACGGCCACGGUGCGGCGAAUGAGGAUCGUCUUGACCUUCCUCGCCGCUACGGUAGUGAGGUUCCGGAUGUACAAUUCCUGCUGCUUCAGGAUGUCGGCAAUGAUUUCGUUGCCUGGGUUCAGCGGGCUUUCACCGACAGAGGUCUCAAGGUGGCCGUUAUGUUCUUCAAUCCCACAUUCCCUCGUGAGGCUGUCAUUCAAAGACAGGUGGUCGAGGGAGUGCACGCCAUCGUCGACCUUGACAUGCAAUCUCACCAUUACGGCAAGAUCCCUUUGAGAGUGUUUGACCGCUCCUCGGGCGUCAGCGCCAGGUACGAUGAUUACCGCGAUCUAGACCCCCCAAUCGCGGCAGAACUCGUCCUCCGAGCGAAGGCGACAGCAGCCGCUGCUGCACCGCCUCCUUAUCAAGGUGCACCGCCUCAGCAGCCCUACCAAGGCUAUGGCGGUCAGCCAUAUGGAGGCCCUCAACCACCCCAGGCCCACACGCCAAACUAUCCCGGUCAGGGCCCGCGUGGCCCACCUCAGGCACCGCAUCCCCAGGCGCCAGCGCCAGCAGUUAACGCGGCUGACCUCGCCAGUGUUAUGAAUGGUAUUGAUAACGCAACGCUUCAGCGACUUCUAGCUAGCAUUGGGGGACAAGGGGCCGCUAACAGCGCUGCCGGACCUCCCAAUGCUCAACUCCAGGCGUUACUUGGCAGCAUUCAAACGGCGCCCCCAGUGGCACCGACCCAGCCAGCCUCGUACGGUGUCUUCCCUCCGAACGGUGCACCUGCUGGCCCACCCAGCGGUAACCCACCUUCAGGGCCCGGCGGCGGUGAUCAGGCGGCCCAGGUCCAAAACAUCAUGGCACAACUGGCUAGAUACCGGCAGUGA
Molecule: messenger RNA, 2535 nt
Organism: Colletotrichum truncatum
Lineage: Eukaryota; Fungi; Ascomycota; Sordariomycetes; Glomerellales; Glomerellaceae
Product: RNA-binding protein
Molecular function (GO): RNA binding
Source: RefSeq, a predicted model, not a curated record